Molecule: messenger RNA, 329 nt
Organism: Paramecium octaurelia
Lineage: Eukaryota; Ciliophora; Oligohymenophorea; Peniculida; Parameciidae
Source: the annotation of a GenBank genome assembly
AGUUGGCUAGUACUAUGCAUUUAAAGCAGCCAGUUUAACAUGGCUAACAAUUCACCUCGCCAGAUUUGAUAAAAUAUUAAUCAGGACAUGUAUUACAAGUUGGAGGAUUGGUCCUUUUAGUUGCAACUAUGCAAUCCAUACAAUUCCCUGCCGUGACGCAAGUAGUACAAAAAGUGGGGCAAUUUAUACAAAUGUCACUCUACAAAGCAUAUCCUGAUACGCAAGUACAAUCUUAAGGGUUCUUGUUGGCUGGAUUAGUGCAUGGAGGACAGGAUGUUUCUGUGUAACAAUUUGGACAUCCAGUCAUGCAUUAGAAGGAAUAAACAUGA